Molecule: messenger RNA, 615 nt
Organism: Penicillium canariense
Lineage: Eukaryota; Fungi; Ascomycota; Eurotiomycetes; Eurotiales; Aspergillaceae
Exons: 2
Coding region: 1-615 (204 amino acids)
Source: RefSeq, a predicted model, not a curated record
AUGGCCUCUCGACAAGCAAAUUAUUACUGCAACUUCUACGUUGAUUGUAACAUUGACGAGCUUGUUCAAAAAGCCGCCAGAACGGAUGGCCAGGAGAGUCUCACCGAGGCCGAGGCGCUUAUUGUUCUCGACACUCCUUUCGGCGGUUGUAUCCCGGAGGAUCUAAAAUAUCUGGCAAAUCAAAAUCGGUGGUCCCACAAUACAAAGAGGUUAUUCGACAAUGCCCUUAGUUUGAUGCUCACAGAGAUGGAUACUGAGAAGAGAGCGCGCGUAAACGCCGAUAUCGCGUUUGAGCGGAUCAAAGAUAUUAGGAGGGCUGAAUCCAAAAAUUUCACUAAAGAUGAUCUCCUUAACAUUGUGAAGUGCAAUGCGAUAGGAUGGGUUAAAGCACUCAAUGGACAUCUAGAAGAGCAGCCUACGUGGGGAUUUGUCUGUAUACGGACUUCAUUCGGCGAUGACUCAUGGGAGAAGUUCAAGGAAUUCUUCGUCUCUGCUACUGAGUCUGCACUAGUAUUUCCUCGAAACUUCCAUAGGAUUCGUCCUCAAUGGAAGAUACAAUGGGUAGAGGAUCCAGCUAUGGGGAACGCCUCAGUAAUCGACCUUUCACCCCGCUAA